Molecule: messenger RNA, 2175 nt
Organism: Dreissena polymorpha
Lineage: Eukaryota; Metazoa; Mollusca; Bivalvia; Myida; Dreissenidae
Exons: 5
Coding region: 112-996 (294 amino acids)
Source: RefSeq, a predicted model, not a curated record
UUGAAUUCAUGUUUUUAAUCGCCCGUUUGCUUCCUAAAUUCACUAUUCAACUUGCGUCUGGGGAGAUACCAACGCUAUUUCGUAGAGAAAAGUGCAAUUUGCUCUACAACAAUGAUUCGUGUAUUGUUCUUUUUGGCGAUGGUGCAUCUUUCCUCCCAAAACUUCUGCUUGAGAAACGGGACUAUAGUGCUACCCAACCCCGACCCCGCCCGCUACAAAAACGUGACCUUGCAGACGAGCUCGUGCGAGUCAAGCUGGCGGGAUGACUAUGCUUUACUCGUGCUUGACAACUGCCAAAUGCUGAGGCUUCACGUGGUUUGGUUCAAAGUGGCAGAUGCGGACAUGACCUCGAUGUGGCAGGCAGUUCCGGACUCCGAUGGCGAAGAAGCCCUGAUCAUGAGUCAACCCAUCUCGACCAAGGCCUACUAUGUCUUCUGCUGGCCACCGCCAACUGCUACCACCAACCAGCCACUGCCGACUGCUACUUCUGACAACCAGCCACCAACAACUACUACUACCAAUCAGCCACCAACAACUACUACCACCAACCAGCCACCAUCAACUACUACCACCAACCAGCCACCGCUAAAUUCUACUUCUACCAAUCAGCCACCAAUAAACACAACAAUAAACCUGCCACCACCAACUACUACCAAACAGCAACCACCAACUACUACUACCAACAAACCACCAUUAACAUCUACCACCAACCAGCCACCACCAACUACUACCAUCAACCAGCCAACACCAACUACUACCACCAACCAGCCACCACCAACUACUACCAUCAACCAGCCAACACCAACUACUACCACACCAACCAGCCACCAACAACUACUACCAUCAACCAGCCAAUACCAACUACUACUACCAACCAGCCAUCACCAACUAAUACUACCAACCAGCCAUCACCAACUACUACCAGCAACCAGCCAUCACCAACUACUACUACCGAAUAGCCACCACAAAAACUACUACCAACCAGCCACCACUUAACACACAACCAUCAACAAGCCACCACCAACUACUACUACCAAAUAGCCACCACAAACAACUACUACCAACCAGCCACCAUCAACUACUACUACCAACAAGCCACCAUUAAACACUACCAUCCACCAGUAACCAUUUACUACUACACAAACCAGCCACCACCAACUACUGCUACCAAAUAGCCACCACCAACAACUACUACCAACCAGCCACCACCAACUACUACUACCAACAAGCAACUACUAAACAUGUCUAUCAACCAGCAACCAACAACUACUACUACCAACCAGCCACCACCAACUUCUCCUUCCUACAAGCCACCAACACUACCAUCAACCAGCCACCACCAACAACUGCUACCAAUCAGCAACCACCAACUAUAAUAACCAACCAGCAAUCACAAACUACUACUACCAACAAUCCGACACUAAACACUUUCAUCAACCAACCACAACCAACUACCUCUACCGAAUAGCCAUCACCAAAGACUACUACCAACCAGCCAACACCAACUACACCUACCAACAAGCCACCACUAAACACUUUCAUCAACCAGCCACCACCAACUACUUCUACCAAUCAGCCACAACCAACUACUACUACCACCAGCUAACACCAACUACUACUACUAACAAGCCACCGCUAAAUUAUACUUCCACCAGCCAGCCACCACCAACUACUACAACCAACCAGCAACCGCUAAAGUUUACUUGUAUCAACCAGCCACCACCAACUUCUACCACCAACCAGUCACCACCAACUACUACUACCAACAAGCCACCACUAAACAUUACCAUCAACCAGCCACCACCAACAACUACCACCAACCAGCCACCACAAACAACUACCACCAACAAGCCACCACUAAACACUACCACCAACCAGCCACCACCAUGCAACUACUACUACCGAAUAGCCACCACCAACAACUCCCACCAGCCAGCCAUCGCCGACUGCUACUAAUACAAACCAGCCACCGCCAACUACUUCCUCCAAUGAGCUACUGCCAACUGCUACUUAUUUCUACGAGCUACCACCAACUUUUACUCCUACCGACCAGCCACAACCAACAACUACCACCUACCAGCCAUCGCAAUUUACUACCUACCGUAUUUUAAAGUUGAUGCAGUUUAUCAAAUGUGUGCAAUUAUAUUCAUUUAAAAUAUAAAUGAUAUCUAUCUA